This is a messenger RNA of Lindgomyces ingoldianus, 4642 nucleotides long. RefSeq names its product P-loop containing nucleoside triphosphate hydrolase protein. NCBI's taxonomy places the organism in Eukaryota, Fungi, Ascomycota, Dothideomycetes, Pleosporales, Lindgomycetaceae. Gene Ontology annotation, biological process: transmembrane transport. Gene Ontology annotation, cellular component: membrane. Gene Ontology annotation, molecular function: ATP binding; ABC-type transporter activity; ATP hydrolysis activity. The transcript has 10 exons. The record is from RefSeq and is a predicted model, not a curated record. The coding region runs from base 281 to 4309 and encodes 1342 amino acids.
CUUUGCUGCAUCCAACGAGCACUGCACAGAACAUCCACUUUCCAUUAAGUUGAUGGCGCUUACUUCAAUCUCCUUCCCUUAAUGCGCUCCCUCUUGGCGUCGUGUAAUUGACCGUGCAGACUCCAUCAGAACUACGCUGUCCUUUUAGGCAUCAAUAUUUUGUGCCUUUGUUAUUGAGAAAACAUGUCCGAUCAUCUCCAGAAUAGUCUAUAAUCACUCAGUUUCUCACUCUUCUUGAAACUGUCGUCGUUUUCGAUAACUCUAUCCGUCAGCAUUCAUCAUGGCUAUCUUCAAAAAAGGAAAACCGCCGCCUGCUUCGGCCUCUGUCGCAACAGAUGUUGUUGAACAAAACAUCCAGGUCGUCGAAGCAACGACAAGUACCAAAGAUGAUGUUUCUAGUUCCUCAGAGAAGAAUGAGAAGAUCGAGGGGAAGGAUAAAAAAGAGAAAAAGCCUCAGGCUAGUUUGGGGAACUACUUUCGAGUUCUCUCAUAUGGGACGCCGCUGGAUUGGGCUCUCAUGGUGGCGAGCAUGCUCACAUCUAUCGGGGCUGGCAUUGCCAUGCCGUUAAUGAACGUUGUCUUUGGAAAUCUCGUCGGAGACUUCACGGGAUACUUCAUCCCCGGAUCUAGCGUCACGAAACAUCAGUUCCAGAGCGCUGUCAACAAGAACGCGCUCUACAUCACUUAUUUGUUCAUUGGGAAAUUCGCACUUUCAUACAUCUCUAUGCUUUGCGUACGACUUAGUGGACUCAGAAUCUCGGCUGCCCUUCGAUUAGCCUACCUCCGUGCCCUCUUCCACCAGCCUGUCAGCGUCAUUGACACCAUAUCUCCAGGAAAAGUCUCGACUCGCAUCACAACAUCAUCGAACACGAUUCAAUUGGCAAUCUCACAACACUUUGCCAUGGCGAUUCAGGCAUUAGCCUUCACUUUGGGUCUCUACAUUGUGGCAUUCGUCAAGAACUGGCUGCUCACAUUUGUAGCCAGCAUUUCGCUUCCGUUCAUUCUCAUUGUGUACGGUUCCCUUGUCCCUCCUUUCAUCACCAUACACAAGAUUACCGAAAACUACCAUGAAGAGGCAUCAGCAUUGGCAUUUGAGAUGUUCUCGUCUAUCCGGAUUAUCGUUGCUUUCGGCGCCGAGGCUAAGCUCGCAAGACAGCACGCGGCGCUGUUAGAUAAAGCGGCAAAGAAUGGGAGGAGGACUGCUCCCUUGAUGGGUUUGAUGAUGUCUCCCUCAAUGAUGGCGAUGUAUGGAACAUUUGGCCUCACUUUCUGGUUCGGGAUUAGGCAGUAUACUCGUGGGCACAUUCAUGAUAUUGGUGUUAUUAUUGUUGUGCUCUUCUCAGUCAUGAUGGCCGUCAUGAGUAUAGGCAGACUCGCCUCCCCCAUCAUCGCCAUCGCAAAAGCCGCGUCUGCUGCAACCGAGCUUUUCAUCACAAUCGAUGCAAAUGUCCCUGACACAUCCGGCCUCAAAGACCCGGACAUCUCCGCCGAUGCCGAUGUAUUCUUCAAAAACGUUGCGUUCUCCUACCCGAGUAGACCUAACGUACAAAUCCUCAGUGGACUUGACCUUCGGUUUAGCGCUGGGAAAGUUACCGCUAUUGUUGGGCCAUCGGGGUCUGGCAAAAGUACGGUUGUGGCUCUUUUACAGCGUUGGUAUGACUUGUUGGGUACUAUUGCUGUGGAACCAACGACGGAUAAAAUGGAGGAUACUACUAGCAAGAAGGAAGUGUCGAAGAAGAAGAAAGUUUCCACUAAACCCGGCCAAAAAGAUGAUGAGGAAGAACUGUCCCCGAAUACUUGCACUGGGGCUAUUGAGAUCGGGGACAAUGACCUUCGCAGCGUCGAUCUCAAGUGGUGGCGGUCCCAAAUCGGACUUGUUCAGCAGGAACCAUUCCUCUUCAACGAUACUCUCUUCAACAACGUAGCACAUGGCCUCUGCGGAACGCAGUUUCAAGACAUCACCAACGAAGAAAAGAUGCAGAUGGUAGAGGAUGCAUGUAAAGAAGCGUACGCGGACGAGUUCAUCGCCCAACUCCCACAAGGCUACAACACGCUCGUUGGCGAGAGUGGAAUCAAGCUCUCUGGUGGUCAGCGGCAACGAAUAGCCAUCGCUCGAAGUAUCAUUAAGAAGCCGCGUAUUCUUAUCCUGGACGAAGCUACAAGCGCGAUUGAUGUUCGAACUGAACGAAUCGUACAAGAGGCUCUCGACCGUGUCUCGAAGAACAGGACAACUAUCGUCAUCGCCCACCGUCUUUCGACUAUCAAGCGAGCGGAUAAGAUUGUGGUAUUGAGACACGGUAAACUUGUGGAAGAAGGCAGUCACGAGGAGCUUCUCGAGGACGAAAACGGCGUCUACUACGGUCUAGUCCACGCACAAGAGCUUGCAAUGGAAGCCGAGGAAGAAGAGGAAGAAGAAGUCGCACUUCAGAAGACAAAGACGGCUAUUACGGAGCACUCUGAACCCGGGCACGGGAAGGGCAAAAAAGCCACGUCGAUGGAGGAUCCCACUUACAAGGAGCAAGGCCUCUUGAUGAGUUUUGGACGGCUCAUCUUUGAGCAACGACACCACUGGCUCCUAUACAUUAUUGCGGUUCUCGGGGUUUUUGGUGCAGGAGCUGUAUAUCCCCUCCAGGCGUUCAUCUUCGCAAACAUUGUCGAAGUCUUCACCUUCACCGGCCAGAAAUUCGUUGACCGAGGGAACUUCUGGUCCGGAAUGUUUGGCGUCGAAGCCGCUGGAGUCGGAGUAUCCUACUUUGUAUUGGGCUUCUCAUCCCAUCUAAUCUCGGUCGCUAUCACUCGCACCUAUCGACAGGAAUACCUCAUCAACAUGAUGCGUAAGCGUAUCCCAUUCUUCGACGACGAAGGCCACUCUGCCGGAUCUCUCACCUCUAGACUCAGCGCCGACACAGAGCAACUUCAGCAGCUUAUGAGCACCGAGAUGUCGCUCGCGUUAAUUGCGUGUGUCAACCUCCUCGGUUCAACCAUCAUCGCCUUCGUCUACGGCUGGAAGCUCUCGCUCGUCGGACUCUUCUGCGCGCUUCCCCCUAUCCUCGCCGCAGGAUACCUGCGUUUCCGUCUGGAGAUGCAAUUCGAGCAGAUGAAUGCUGCGGUUUUCAAAGACAGCUCGCAAUUUGCCACAGAAGCAGUUGGCGCAUUCCGCACGGUUUUGUCGUUGAUUAUGGAGGAUAUGAUUGGCGAUCGUUAUCAAACUCUCCUUCGAGGCCAUGUUAAACAGGCCUUUAGCAGCGCGAAGUUUGGGACUAUCGUCUUUGCAGCUAGUGACAGUGUUGAACUAGCUUGUACAGCUUUAGCUUUCUGGUACGGUGGCACUCUCCUCGCAUCCCACGAAUAUGGGCUUCAGGACUUUUUCGUCAUCUACAUGGCCGUCGUGCAAGGUGCUGUCGCAGCGGGAAUGUGGUUCUCGUUUGCACCCAACAUGGCCCAAGCCACCGGCGCUGCAAAUCGCAUUCUAAGUAUGCGCACCCCCUCCACCACCCUCCCUCCCUCCUACAACCCCAUCAACGACCCCACCUCCGCCGUUAGCAUCUCCUUCCAAAACGUCUACUUUUCCUACAAAUCGCGCGAAGUCCCCGUCCUCUCUAACCUUAACCUUCACAUCCCUGCCGGCAAGUUCGCCGCACUAGUCGGAGCCUCCGGGUGCGGGAAAUCCACCACCAUAUCCCUCCUCGAGCGCUUCUAUGAUGUUGAUUCCGGCAUGAUAUUGUAUAACGGGCAGGAUAUCACGAGUUUGGAUCCAAAGGAAUAUCGUGCGCAGAUCGCGCUUGUGAGUCAGGAGCCUACGUUGUAUGAAGGGAGUAUAAGGGAUAAUGUGAGUUUGUCGGUGGAUGAAGGGAAAGUGACAGAUGAGGAUAUUGAAUGCGCCUGCAUUAAUGCGCAGAUCCAUGAGUUUAUAACGAGUCUUCCAGAAGGGUAUAACACGCGUCUAGGACCAAAGGGUAUGAGUCUUUCUGGCGGCCAGAAACAGCGUCUUUCUCUUGCACGCGCGCUACUGAGGAAACCUCGGCUUUUGUUGUUAGAUGAAGCAACAAGUAGCCUUGACUCUGAGAGCGAAAAGUUGGUGCAGAAGGCAAUUGAACGGGCCGCGGAAGGGAGGGAUGGUAAUGGAGAUGGAGAUGGGCAGGGGAGAACCGUGAUUGCUGUCGCGCAUCGCCUUGCGACGAUUCAGAAGGCGGAUGUGAUUUUUGUGUUGGGGAGUGGGAAGGUGCUUGAGGAGGGGGAUCAUCAGACGCUUUUGAGGAAGAGGGGCGUUUAUUGGCAGAUGUGUCAAGCUCAAGCUCUGGAUCGCUGAUCACUGAUCGGCACAUUGGAGCAUCCCAUAGACGUUUGGAGGUAGCAAAGUCGAGCUACUCCGAACCAGAACCCAUCCGAACUUCAUCAUCUCCUUUUCAACUAAACUCUCACCUUCUUCAGAUCUGCGUAUUUCGGCUUGUUCCCCAUCUAUGUAAUAUCCUCUCCGACUUUCUUCUAGUAAAGAAAAUGGAUCCGUUUUACAACUAUGUACUCUAUAUCUUCCCUUGCAAUCCUCUCUAAUCUUUCGUUUCACUCUCUCUAUCUAGGACACGUUUCUAGUAAAUAGAUAAAUAUACGAGCGUAGAUACCCUUGGUACUAGAUAUCCCCUCG